UUGAAACGGUAAGUGUGAGUGCUUCGCCUUCAAAUCGUGGUUUUACAUUUUAGCCCCAACCCUUUUCAAAUUCCCACCAACCAACCAAGCAACCAACAGGCCAACCACCAACAGCUCAUCUCUCAUCUUUGUCUUGGAGCCUGUAUUGGUGACACAGCUUCUUCUGUCGCUCAGUCAGUGGAUAGAUAGAUUCAGCAUGGGUUGGUUUUCCAGUAGCAGCGACGACGAACCUCCCAAGACGUUCACAGAUACGAGUUCGUCGAGUGCGUUUGACAGUGAUCCUGGGUAUUCUGCCUCAUCGGGUGGUGGUGCUCUUGGCGGCGGCGGCGGCAUGGCGGAUAUGCGACAAUUUGCGGCGAGCAUUCAACAGCAGACUCUGGUGCAGGGCAUCAUUUCGGACAUUACCAAGGAAGCCAUGGAAAAGUGCAUUACGGGAACCCCCAAAGAUGGCAAGCUCUCCUCGUCGCAAGUGUCGUGUGUGCAUUCCGCCGUCAACAAGUGGAUGGAUACCAACGAGUUCAUGAAUGGACGCAUGGCGGCCAAGGCACAACAAGCCAAUCAAGGUGGAAUGCAGUUGCAUUAAUUAAUCAAUAAUUAGUUGAUCUGUAGAGAAAGAGAGACAGAAAGAUGAUGAUGGGCGGAAGCAGAAAAUCGAAUCUCAAGGUGGACCAUGAGAAGACGACUCGACUCAACCACCUCCAGUACUCCCGACUCAACUGUUAUAAUUUUACGUAUUUCAAUCCGCUUCAAGAGUAUGGAACCAUAGAAACCAGCAAUACUAGUAGUAGCAGUAUCGUUUGGCUUUGUU
Messenger RNA from Seminavis robusta, 808 nucleotides. The record is from the annotation of a GenBank genome assembly. Lineage: Eukaryota; Bacillariophyta; Bacillariophyceae; Naviculales; Naviculaceae.